AUGAAUACAUUUAUCAAACGCACUCAAAUACUAUAUCGUGUUAUAAAUAUAAAAUUCGUCGAAUCAUCAUUUAUUCCAUCCAUUUAUUCUUCUUAUUUUCUUCUUAACAACAAAACAAAACGUUUUCAAAGUACUACAACCAAAUUAAACAUGAGUGCCAACAAUACUCAGGAAACUAAACCAUUAUUUCAACGUUUAUCGCAAACAAUCGUACCGACACAUUAUGAUUUAACAAUCCGACCCUGUCUUGAUAAAUUUAAAUUUAGUGGCGAUGUCAAUAUACAUUUAAAAGUUAAAGAACCGACAAGUAGUAUUGUACUGUAUGCUGCUGAUUUAGAAGUUGAUAAUGCUAAAGUUAAAUCACCUUCCAACGAUGAAUUGCACGGUAAAAUUGAACUCGAUCAAGAAGGUGAACGUAUUACUGUCAAUUUCGAUCACAAACUUGAGAAAGGUGAAUAUGAAUUAGCAUUGAAUUUUUCUGGUGAAAUAAAUAAUCGUAUGCGUGGUUUCUAUCGAAAUAAAUAUACCACACCCGAUGGUAGUGAAGUUCGCUUUGGAGCGAGCACACAAUUUGAACCUGCAGAUUGUCGACGAGCGUUUCCAUGUUGGGAUGAGCCAAAUUUUAAAGCUACAUUUGAUAUAACAUUAAUUACACAGAAAAAUCUUUGUGCCAUUUCAAAUAUGCCGAUAAAAUCAGAAAAUGAAUUGACCGAUGAUAAAGAAUGGAAAGUAACAAAAUUCGAUCGUACACCAAUAAUGAGCACAUAUCUUGUUGCUUAUGUUGUUGGCGAGUAUGAUUAUGUUGAAACAAAAGAUUCGAAUGGUGUUAGUAUGAAAGUUUAUACACUCGUUGGAAAGAAAGAACAUGGACAAUUUGCAUUAGAUACUGCUGCGAAAAUUCUUCCAUUUUAUGCUGAUUAUUUUAAUAUCAAAUAUCCAAUUGCAAAAGCUGAUCAAAUUGCCAUUUCAGAUUUUGCCAUGGGUGCUAUGGAAAAUUGGGGUUUGAUAACCUAUCGUGAAACAGCACUUUUAAUUGAUCCAAAAUUUUCAUCAAUGGAUACACGACAACGUGUAGCUAUUGUGGUUGCUCAUGAACUUGCACAUCAGUGGUUUGGUAAUUUAGUAACCAUGGAUUGGUGGACAGAUUUAUGGCUCAAUGAAGGAUUUGCUACAUGGAUUGAAUAUUUGGCUGUUGAUAAAUGUUUUCCAGAAUUCGAUAUUUGGACACAAUUUGUUGCCGAUACUUUUGCACGAUUUCUUGUACCAGAUGCUUUAAAAUCAUCACAUCCAAUCGAAGUACCUAUUGGUCAUCCUGCUGAAAUUGAUGAAAUUUUUGAUGCUAUCUCAUACUCAAAAGGUUCAUCAGUUAUCCGUAUGUUACAUGAUUAUAUUGGCGAUGAUGCUUUCCGUAAAGGCCUUCAUAAUUAUUUAACGGAAUACAGUUAUAAAAAUACUGUUACUGAAAAUCUUUGGUCUCACUUGGCUAAAGCAUCAAACAAACCAGUCAAUGAAGUUAUGUCAUCAUGGACACUUCAAAUGGGCUAUCCACUUUUAACUGUAACAGAAGAACAAAUUAAUAAAACUCGUGUCAUUAAAAUAAAACAACAACGUUUUAUUGCUGAUGGUAGUGCUGAUGAUGAAAAUCUUCAAUGGAAAAUUCCCGUUACUGUUUUCACAAAAUCAAAUCCGAAACAAAUUGCUCAACAAAUAUUGCUGGAAAAACCUGAAACAACAAUUACAUUAGAUAACAUUCUUGAAGAUGAUUGGAUUAAAUUCAAUUAUAAUUCCAUUGGUCUUUAUCGUGUUAAAUAUGAAUUUGACACAUUGGCACGCCUCAAUGAAGCAAUAUCUAGCAAAACAAUAAGUCCACAAGAUCGUCUUAUGAUUCAAAAUGAUGUUGCUGCUUUAUGCAAUGCUGGACAUCAAUCGUUUGUUGAUUAUCUUAAAUUAUUACCAUCAUAUACAGAUGAAGAUAAUUUCACUGUAUGGAAAUCGAUUGCAUCAAAUAUUGGUGAUUUAACAUCAUUACUUGAAUAUACAAAUUAUUUUGGAGAAUUUAAAAAGUAUCGUUUAAAUUUAUUUUCAUCAAUACAAAAGAAACUUGGUUGGGACGCUGAUCAAAAUGAAAAUCCACUUUCAGCUAUGUUACGCCCAAUGAUAUUAAGUAUUGUUGGUAAAUCUGGCGAUCAAGAUGUAAUCGACGAAGCUAAAAAACGUUUUGAACGCCAUAUUGCUGGAGAUUUAAUUGAUCCUAACAUUCGUGGUGCUGUUUAUGUUAUUGUUGCACGUUAUGGAGAUGAAAGUACACAAGAAGCUCUUCGUAAACUAUAUUUUGCAGCUGAUAUGACUGAAGAAAAAGUUCGAUUACUUCGUUCAAUGGGCCAAUCAAUUAAACCAGAAAUAAUUGAAAAUACAUUGAAAUUUGUAUUCGAAGGCGAUAAUGUUCGAAUGCAAGAUUCAAUAUCAGGCAUUGUUGGUUGUACAUCAAGUUGUGAUGGUCGAGAUUUAGUUUGGAAAUUUUUACAAAAGAAUUGGAAAUCACUUGUUGAACGUUUUGGUGACAAGAGCAAUUUCCUUAUUGCUUUUGUUGAAUAUGGUUUGUCAGAUUUUGCGGACGAAAAAACGGCAAGUGAAAUAAAAUCAUUCUUUGAAUCAAUGAAUACACCUCUUGUUGCACGUCCAGUCAAGAAAGCACUUGAAACAAUUCAUAUGCGUUCUGAAGUACUUAAACGUGAUUCAAAAGCCAUUGAAGAAUAUUUAAAAAAGCAACAGUAA
This is a messenger RNA of Rotaria socialis, 2775 nucleotides long. Lineage: Eukaryota; Metazoa; Rotifera; Eurotatoria; Philodinida; Philodinidae. The record is from the annotation of a GenBank genome assembly.